This is a messenger RNA of Parnassius mnemosyne (clouded apollo), 2307 nucleotides long. The record is from the annotation of a GenBank genome assembly. Lineage: Eukaryota; Metazoa; Arthropoda; Insecta; Lepidoptera; Papilionidae.
AUGGAAUCACGAGGAAGAAAAAUUUUAAGUAUGGUUCUUGAUGAUCAAGCCAAUAGGCAUACCGAGUCUACUGAGGAGCCUCAGAUUGCUGAGUAUUUAAAAUACACCUGUGUUAAUGAAAAUUAUCACAAUACGGCAAUAACUACUCCAAACAUUAAUUCAUCGACGGAUUCGUCGAAGAGAACAAUGGUUGAAAAAUGGAUAGAUAGUAAUAACUUUGAAAAUCAGGAUCCUAUGCUGUUAAACAGUGAGACUUCAGAAACAGUAAAUACACCCAUUAUAACUGCAUCGGAUACAGAUGAUAUUACGGUUGAGAAAUGCACAGACAGCAAUGACUAUAAAAUUCAGAAGCCUAUGUUAGUGGAUAUUUCGGACGGAGUAAACCCACCCAUUAUAAAUAAAACCUCAGGUAAUGAGGAUUCCGAUUCCUCAAAUAAUGGAGAUUUUUCACCAUCAGAAGGUUCAGAAUAUAAGCCUCCAAGUCGUGCGAGGGAGAUUGAACGCAACACUAGAUCCUCCCAACCUAGAAACUUGUCAAGUUCUUCUAGUUCCAGCAAUAGCUCUUCUAGUUCCAGCACCAGGGCGCCUCAGCCUAUUACGGUUGAUUUGGAAAAUGAUGAAGGUAAUAUUGAAACAGAACCAACUUUCCGCACAAAUGAGGAUAAUGUUGUCCUAGAAUCGAAUAGAAAACGGUCUAGAAAACGUCAAAGAAAUAUGAUUUCUUCUGAAAAGAGUAACAUCAUUUUUAAAUCCUACUGGGAACUGGGAACACAUCAAAGACAAAGAGAUUUUCUAGCGUCCUGUGUCAAACAAAUUCAUCCUGCAACCCGAAGAGUCACAGUCACUGUUAAUAGCACCUGUAAAGAACCAAGAAAACCAAACUCGAGCUUCUACUUUAUAAUAGAUGGAAAAGAAGUUAGGGUUUGUCGGACAUUUUUGCUAAAUACAUUGGUUAUUGGUGAAAAAACUUUACGAAAUGUAAUUGACAGUGUAUCUAUUCAUGCUUUGAGUGUGAGUUUUACUGAUAAACGUGGAAAACACGGCAAACAUUGUAAACUUACUGAUGAAGAAAUACAAUCAGUUCAUGACCACAUAAAUUCGAUCCCACGAACGGAGAGUCAUUACCUAAGGGCGAAUACAACCAGAGAAUACAUAGAUGGAAGUCUGACUAUAGCUGAGCUCCAUCGCAGUUAUAAAAGACUCAGACAAGAAGCUGGUAGACCAGCCGUCAAUUACGACGCUUACCAUCGAAUCUUCAACACUGAUUUUAAUUUAGGCUUAUUUGCACCUCGUAAAGACCAGUGCGACGAAUGCGAAGGCUACAAAAACGCUGUCGACAAAGAACCAUUGAUGGAUAAGCAUAAAUUACACCUUGAGGAAAAAAGUCUGGCCCGAUUGGAACUUGAAAAGGACAUAGAACAAAGCAAACAGAUAGAUUCGAAUAAUAUAGUAGCCAUAUUCGAUCUACAGGCAGUCUUACCAAGUCCUAUUGGCCAAUCGUCAGCUUUCUUUUAUAAGUCAAAGAUUAACUGCUACAAUUUCACGGUUUCAAAUAUCAACGAUGACACAACAUUAUGCUUUUUCUGGCAUGAAGGUCUCGCAAAACGUGGAGCUAAUGAGAUAGGGACAUGCAUCUACAAGUUUCUGGAAGAACUUAGUCACAAACAACGUGAUAAAGACAUCAUUUUAUAUUCUGAUAAUUGCUGUGGGCAGCAGAAGAAUAAAUUCGUUUUCGGAAUGUAUUAUUAUGCUGUUAAUACAUUGCCCAUCAAAUCAAUUACUCAAAAAUUCCUCAUUAUAGGACAUACUCAGAAUAAAGCUGACUCUGUUCAUUCCGUCAUUGAGAAGAACAUUAAACGGGCAAAGAAAGCAGGUCCUAUAUACUCUCCAGUCGAAUAUAUAAGUCUCAUCAGAAACGCAAAAAAAAGCGGCGACAAAUUUAUAGUCAAAGAAAUGAACUUCGAUUUAUUCUUUGAUUUAAAGCUGUUAGCUGAUGAAGUCAACUUGAAUCUUAACAAAGAUAUUGAGAGAAAUAAUGUCAAAUUAUCCGAAAUGAAAGCCAUAAAGUUCACAAAAAGGUCAGAGACAUACCAAUUCAGAAACAGCUAUAAAUCAGUCGUCUGGACAAAAGCGAAUGUCAAAAUAGGCCGGACUGCUAAUAGAAAACAACUGAAAGACAUUACAUUAAAUGUGUUGUACACUGAAAAGUUGCCGAUCCCCAAUCGGAAAAAAGAAGACAUUCGUCAACUGAUUGCUUCAAACAUUGUUCCAAAAUUCUAUGAACAAUUUUAUAAUGGUUUAUUUUAA